This is a messenger RNA of Myotis lucifugus (little brown bat), 2025 nucleotides long. It is a transcript of the gene ELL3, whose product is annotated as elongation factor for RNA polymerase II 3. Bases 141 to 1541 code for a protein of 466 amino acids. The transcript is spliced from 10 exons. NCBI's taxonomy places the organism in Eukaryota, Metazoa, Chordata, Mammalia, Chiroptera, Vespertilionidae. Gene Ontology annotation, cellular component: transcription elongation factor complex. The record is from RefSeq and is a predicted model, not a curated record. Gene Ontology annotation, biological process: snRNA transcription by RNA polymerase II; positive regulation of transcription elongation by RNA polymerase II; transcription elongation by RNA polymerase II. Gene Ontology annotation, molecular function: cis-regulatory region sequence-specific DNA binding.
GGCGCCCAGUGGGUGGGGUCCCGGCGGGGGCGGGACCGACCUGGGCUACCGGCCGUGCAAGUCGCGCCCUGCAGAGCGAAAGUAGUUGGUGGCGGCCGCCGCGCGUGGCUCCAGUGCUGCCUGCCCGCGACCUCACGGCCAUGGCGGGACCCCAGGAGUUUCUGAGCGGGAAGCUCCGGCUCUGCUUCACCCCCGCCGCCCGGACCAGCCUCCUGCUGCUCAGGCUCAACGACGGGGCGCUGCGGGCGCUGCACGAGUGUCAGCGGCAACAGGUGCGGCGGGCCGGGCCCAUCUUCCCCAGACCCGAACCCUCGACUCGGGCCCCAGCCGGAGACCCUGGCGGAGGGACCGGGGGUAGGGAGCGGCACUCACCGGCGCCGGCCUCCCCGACCUCCCAGCUCCUCCAAGUGAAGCCCGGAGCACGGUCCCUCCCGGCACCGGAGCUGGGGACUCGGCUGCACCUGCGCUCAGCUGCCUCUGUGCUCUCCCCGCAGGUGCGGCCGGUGAUCGCUUUCCAAGGCAGCCGAGGGUAUCUGAGGCUCCCAGGCCCUGGCUGCUCCUGCCUCUUCUCCUUCACAGUGUCCCAGUGUGGCCAGGAGGGCCCUGGCGGUGGCCUGGACCUUGUGUACCAACGCUUAGGCAGACCCGGGCCUAACCGCCUGCACUGCCUGGGGCCACUCAGGGAGCGCCUCAGUAUUUGGGCAGCCAUGGAUUCUCUCCCAGCCGCAUCUUCAGGCCAGGGACACAACCUGACCGAAGAUUCCAGAGAUCCUGAGAAUUGGCACAUCGGGGAUUAUUCUAGAGAUGCAGUUUCACAGCCACAGAUGGCACCAGAGGAGGUGCCAGAUCCACGGGCCAGCAGCCAAAGACGGUCACUCCCCGGAUCCUCCAGGGAACACACGGCACAGUGGGAAGUGAGGAACCAGACCUGUCUUCCAAACAGAGAGCCUGACCAGGCACUGCCUUCUGCUAGCCAGAAACAUCUGAACAAGAAGCGUCCAGCACCUGCAGCCACUACAAAACUGAAGGAAAAGAGGCUCAGAACUCUAGCCCCAAGUCCCCUACAAGGACUGCCCAGUCAGGACCUACGAGAGGGAGAAGAUUGGGAGCAAGAAAAUAAACAUGAAGACGUGGGCCCCAGACUGGAGCACAGUCCCUCAGUUCAAGCAGACUCUGAAUCCCCAAGCCCUGAGGAGGUACCAGAUUACGUCCUGCAAUAUGGGGCUAUCCACACUGCAGAGCAGCAACAUGCUUAUGAGCAGGACUUUGAGAGAGAUUAUGCUGAAUACCGCAUCCUGCAUGCUCGAUUUGGGGCUGCAAGCCAAAGGUUCCUAGAGCUGGGAGCAGAAAUCAAGAGAGUUCAGCGAGGAACUCCAGAACACAAGGUGCUGGAAGAAAAGAUAGUCCAGGAAUAUAAAAAGUUCAGGAAGCGGUACCCAGGUUACAGGGAAGAAAAGUGUCGCUGUGAGUACCUGCAUCAGAAAUUGUCCCACAUUAAAGGUCUCAUCCUGGAGUUUGAGGAAAAGAACAGGGGCAGCUGAACUAACUGGUCAAGGGCUAUCGACCCUCUCUGUCCGGUGUGAUGCAAAGGAACAAAACAGCUGUAAAUGAAGUAGAGUGCAACUGUCCGCUCUUGUUAUUGCUGAAUCCAUGGUGGCAAGUAGGAGAGCUGCUCUAGGUUAAGGUUUGCUUUUCAUUGUUGCCAUAUAUUAAUUUUUAGGGUGUGGGCGCAGUGCCAACACUCUAUAGCUGUGCCCAGGAGACUAAGAAAAGCAGCCACGGCUUGGCUUCUCCACCUUUAGUUCAGCAAGUCAUUUUCAAAUCUUAAGAAAGAAAUGACACCCUUCCCAGGACAAGAUACCUCAAGGACAUUAGAAUUCAGCCUGGUAGCCGCCCUAACAAAACAGUAACUUUUAGGAAGUUGUGAUACACCCGGAUGUAAUGGGAAUGGCUUGGGGUCUUAUCAAUGUACCGAAAGUGAAUUCUUUUACAAACAUGGCUAAAAAUUAAAACUGUCUCUGUGUC